This is a messenger RNA of Lachancea sp. 'fantastica', 495 nucleotides long. NCBI's taxonomy places the organism in Eukaryota, Fungi, Ascomycota, Saccharomycetes, Saccharomycetales, Saccharomycetaceae. The record is from the annotation of a GenBank genome assembly.
AUGGGCAGUUUUACAGAGUUCCUCGGAGAAUUGAAAGAAGCGUUCGUGCCAACAGUCGCAGAAGCGGCCGAUGCUUCUCCUGAACAACCUAGCAAGAACCACGACAAUGUAGCAGAGCCAGAAGUGAACAACAGCGAUGACGGAGACGAGGAAUCCAAGGAAGAGGAAAGUGGUGAAGCUGAAGAGGAAAAGGAAGGUGGAGACGAAGAUGAAGAAGAAGAAGACGAGGACGAAGACGAGGAUGACGAGGACGAAGAAGAAGAAGAGGAAGUCGGAGACCAGAUGGACCAGUUGAGAGAGGAGUGUAAGAACAAAGAAGACGCCAAGCCUUUGGUGCACCACUAUAUGGAAUGUGUGGAAAGAGUGCACAAGGCUCAAGAAGACCCUGGAUACGCGGAUUCGGAACACAAAGAGGACUGUGUUGAAGAGUUUUUCCAUUUGCAGCACCAUUUGGAUGGCUGUGUCGCUCCAAGACUGUUUGACAGACUGAAAUAA